ACUUUCUAGAAUGUAAUGUGUCGGGCUGUAAAGGGCAGUGCAUGUAAGUCUGUUGUAUCUUUGAGUUGUUAUAAUCUGCAGUGUUUUUCUUGGAUAUCUGAGGGUUCGAACGAAACUUUGGAAUUCUCAAUCUUCUUUGUUGCUCGUAAAAACAAAAUUUUUGAUGCCCCAAACAAAGAAGCUGUGUUGAAGACGUGCCAAGAAGCCUUCCUGUACAGAGACCGAAGGAACGUUCCUGAUGCUGUACUAGAUAGGGUUGCACAACAGUACAACGUCAGUAAGGUGCAGGCCAGUAAGCUACUGAAGGCAGUUGGGACUCUCAUGAAGAAUGCAGUGUUCCAGGGCUCUACAGAUCCUGCCGACCUUAUAAAACUCUUCCCAGAUGACUUUCACAAGAGUUUACGUGACCUGCUAGCGAAGAUCAUGAUAGAGAGCAUGGCAUCCUGGAAGUCACAGGCAGUCAAUAAUCAGGUGUCACUGCCGCGCAUGGUUGAUUUUGAUUGGCGUGUAGACAUCAAGACGUCAUCGGAUUCCAUCGCAAGGAUGUCAGUGCCAACAUGUCUACUGCAGAUGAAGGUUCAAGAUAACCCGUUACGAGUCGACCAGGUGCCAAAUGUUUCCAAUAUUAGCGUAGAAUUGUCCAAAGAAACCCUAGACACUAUGUUAGAUGGACUGUCAAAGAUUCGAGACCAGCUGUCAUCAGUAGCGAACAGAUAGCAUUGACUGAUUGCUCUUAUUUGUGUCCAUUUAUUACUUUUGUUACAUAUUGGCUGCCAUAGUCAGAAAUGAUUGGUUGUUCAUUUUUUAUACUUAAAAGAUUAAUUGUAUUUAUAAAUUUUACUGCAGUGAAUAGGCCCAAGCGUUUUAAUUAAUCUUAUAUUCAGGGAUAAAUGUAUAAAAUUAAUUAAAGGAACUACAUGUAUAUCUAAGCCAUAUACUUCAGAAGUCAAAACCCCCAAUGAAUAUUAUGAAUAAAGCUCCUAUUUUUUUUGCAGGUUUAUGUUACGAUCUUAAAGGUACUUUUUUUUACAGAUUGUCAAAAUGACGGAUUACAAUUUUAUACCAUAUCUUCAAAAAAUAAGAAAAAUAUUUACAUUUGUCUAUGAAAUAAAGUUAAUAAUAAUAAAAUAAUUAUAAUGCAAAUAUAAAGUGUUGCAAAUGCAAAAUAAUUUGGGGUGAUUCUAUUGUUUUUCAUUGUAUUUUGUAACCAACUGUGGAUUGCUUAUAUGAAGUAUAAAAUGACUGAUAACCUGAAAUUAUUUACAUGUCAAACGACAAAAAUCAUAUUCUUUCCCGCAAUUCUUUCAUCAUUUCUUUAAAAGCGUGGACGUUGAUGUAUGAUAAACAGUAAACCAGGCUACUGCCUGAUUGAUUUGUAAUAUACAAUUAUCAGGCUCGGCAUGAAUACAAUAACGGCGAGACUUGUUAUAUUAUUCCAAGCCUUGCUUACAAAAAGAUCAGGCAGUAACCUGUUAUUCUCUAUAUUGUAUAUUUUAAUUGUUUGUAAAUCAUGUAAGACAAUGGACCUUAUGGCUUUAUUGAAUGUUUAAAGACAAUUCAGAAAGGCUGGACUUCUUUGUUUUGAUGGAAAUGCCAUGUAAAAUCAUGUGUACUUUGUCAACAGUGUUUGACAGACUUUCAUGCCAGGAGUCAUUGUUAUAAAUCCAACAAGUGAAGCAUCAAAUAUAAUAUUUUGCUGGUUGUUUAACUUUAAUGUUGUUAAAGUCUUUAAUUAUAUAUAUAUAUAUAUAUAUAUAUAUAUAUAUAUAUAUAUAUAUAUAUAUAUAUAUAUAUAUAUAUAUAUAUAUAUAUAUAUAUAUAUACUUGUCAAAAUACAAGCACUUUUUAAAAUAGAUAUUUAUAAAUUGUUAUUCAGUUAUGUCUUCUCAAAAUUCUAAGGCCUUGUUAAAAAAACACAUGCCCAAGUCACUAACUUAAUUGAUUGAUAUUAACAUUUUUGAGUUGAAUGUAUUGUAUAAAAUAGUGUUGAUGUUAUGUAGUUCAUAUAUAACAUUCAAUCAAAUGUCUUGUUAAUUUUUUUUAAUGAAAACACGUUAUUGCAAUAUAAACAGAUCAGCUUUAGCUAAACAUUUAAAAAUUCUGGAUACAUUUUGAGAAAACAGGGCCUUGUACUAAAGUGUUAAGUCUAAAGUGUGGUUUGAAUUAAGCUGUGCAAUAAAGUUUCUAAAAACA
Messenger RNA from Dreissena polymorpha, 2193 nucleotides. RefSeq names its product COMM domain-containing protein 9-like. The transcript is spliced from 6 exons. The coding region runs from base 16 to 717 and encodes 233 amino acids. NCBI's taxonomy places the organism in Eukaryota, Metazoa, Mollusca, Bivalvia, Myida, Dreissenidae. The record is from RefSeq and is a predicted model, not a curated record.